ACGCGCGGAGACAAAGAACCCCCGCCCCUCGCGCCGCAUGUAGGCCGCCGGGCGCGGGGUCUCGGACCGGGCGGGGUCCCUCUCUCCCCGCCUCCCCUCCGCCCCCGUAGGGGAGGUGCCGGCUUUGUGCUCGCCGCGCCGCAGCCCCCGCUGCCGCCGCCGCCAGCUCCACCAGCUCCGCCCUCCGGGCGCCGGCGUGCCAGCGCGGCUUUGUCCCCUCCAACACGGCCUCCGCGGCACCAUGAUCUCGACCAAGGAGAAGAAUAAAACCCCGAAGGACAGCAUGACGCUUCUGCCCUGCUUCUAUUUCGUGGAGCUGCCCAUAGUGGCAUCCUCCAUCGUGUCUCUCUACUUCCUGGAGCUGACUGACCUCUUCAAGCCGGCCAAGGUGGGUUUCCAGUGCUACGACCGCACGCUCUCCAUGCCCUACGUGGAGACCAGCGAGGAGCUUAUCCCGCUGCUCAUGCUCCUCAGCUUGGCCUUUGCCGCGCCGGCAGCCUCGAUCAUGGUGGGCGAGGGCGUGCUGUACUGCCUGCAGUCCCGGCUGUGGGGCCGCGGUGGGGGCCCAGGUGGGGCCGAGGGCAGCAUCCAUGCUGGCGGUUGCAACUUCAACUCCUUCCUUCGGCGGACGGUGCGCUUUGUGGGGGUCCACGUAUUUGGCUUGUGUGCCACGGCCCUGGUGACUGACGUCAUCCAGCUGGCCACGGGCUACCAUGCACCCUUCUUCCUGACCGUCUGCAAACCCAACUACACCCUGCUGGGCACAUCGUGUGAGGCCAACCCCUACAUCACGCAGGAUAUCUGCUCCGGCCAUGAUGCCAACGCCAUCCUGUCUGCUCGGAAGACCUUCCCAUCCCAGCACGCCACCCUGUCUGCCUUUGCAGCCGUCUAUGUGUCGAUGUACUUCAACUCUGUCAUCUCAGACACCACCAAGCUGCUGAAGCCCAGCCUGGUGUUCUCCUUUGCCAUUGCGGCGGGUGUCUGUGGCCUCACCCAGAUCACACAGUACCGGAGCCACCCUGUGGAUGUGUACGCCGGCUUCCUCAUUGGUGCUGGCAUCGCUGCCUACCUGGCUUGCCAUGCAGUGGGCAACUUCCAGGCCCCACCCUCAGAGAAGCCAGUGGCCCUGGCGCCUGCCAAGGAUGCACUGCGGGUACUGACCCAGCGGGGCCACGACUCGGUGUACCAGCAGAACAAGUCAGUGAGCACAGAUGAGCUGGGCCCGCCUGGGCGGCUGGAGGGUGUACCCCGGCCCGUGGCCCGUGACAAGACCUCACUGGGCAGCCUGAAGCGGGCCAGUGUGGACGUGGACCUGCUGGCCCCUCGCAGCCCCAUGGGCAAAGAAAACAUGGUGACCUUCAGCCACACGCUGCCCCGUGUCAGUACACCCUCGCUGGACGACCCAGCCCGCCGCCACAUGACCAUCCACGUGCCCCUCGAUGCCUCACGCUCCAAACAGCUCAUCAGCGAGUGGAAGCAGAAGUCACUGGAGGGCCGUGGCUUGGGGCUUCCAGAUGAGGCCAGCCCUGGGCACCUCCGAGCACCCGCUGAGCCCAUGGCAGAGGAGGAGGAGGAAGAAGAAGAGGAGGACGAGGAGGAGGAGGAGGAGGAGGAGGAGGGAGAGGAAGGCGGUCCGGCCCCACCUUCACUCUACCCUACUGUCCAGGCCCGGCCAGGGCUUGGGCCCAGGGUCAUUCUCCCUCCAAGGGCUGGUCCACAGCCACUGGUGCACAUCCCUGAGGAGGGGGCCCAGGCUGCAGCCAGCCUGUCCCCGAAGAGCAGUGCAGCGGUGCGUGCCAAGUGGCUCAUGAUGGCUGAGAAGAGUGGAGCCCCGAUGGCCGCAGCUUCUACCCAGCCUCGCGUGGCCAACCCACCCCGGCUGCUUCAGGUCAUUGCCAUGUCCAAGGCGCCAGGUGGGCCUGGCCCCAAGGUGGCUGAGACGGCCUCAUCCUCCAGUGCUAGCUCUGACUCUUCCCAGUACAGGUCACCUUCAGACCGCGACUCAGCCAGCAUUGUCACCAUCGAUGCGCACGCUCCCCACCACCCUGUGGUCCACUUGUCUGCGGGUAAUGGGCCCUGGGAGUGGAAGGCAGCAGGUGGCGGGGCCAAGGGGGCAGAGGGCGAGGGCACCUAUGAGCUGGGGGACCUGGCCCGGGGCUUCCGUGGGGGGCCCAAGCCUUCAGGGGUGUCCCCAGGAUCAUCGGUUAGUGAUGUGGAUCAGGAAGAGCCACGGUUUGGGGCCGUGGCCACUGUCAACCUGGCCACUGGAGAGGGGCUGCCUCCCCUGGGCAUGGCUGAUGGGGCACUGGGGCCAGCAAGCCGGGAGUCAACGCUGCGGCGUAAAGCAGGCAGCUUGGCACUAGGUGAGCGCGAGGCCAUGGAGGCAGAGGCAGAAGGCUACUAUCGCAAGCUGCAGGCAGCCCGCAGGUUCAAGGACUGAGGGG
Phacochoerus africanus (Common warthog) is the source of this 2444-nucleotide messenger RNA. It is a transcript of the gene PLPPR3, whose product is annotated as phospholipid phosphatase related 3. Gene Ontology annotation, molecular function: phosphatidate phosphatase activity. Gene Ontology annotation, biological process: signal transduction; phospholipid dephosphorylation; phospholipid metabolic process. NCBI's taxonomy places the organism in Eukaryota, Metazoa, Chordata, Mammalia, Artiodactyla, Suidae. The transcript has 8 exons. The coding region runs from base 242 to 2440 and encodes 732 amino acids. The record is from RefSeq and is a predicted model, not a curated record.